Phanerochaete carnosa HHB-10118-sp is the source of this 1025-nucleotide messenger RNA. RefSeq lists its product as uncharacterized. The annotation marks the transcript as partial. Lineage: Eukaryota; Fungi; Basidiomycota; Agaricomycetes; Polyporales; Phanerochaetaceae. The transcript is spliced from 5 exons. The record is from RefSeq and is a predicted model, not a curated record.
CGAAAGACAGCGCAUACACCCUGCGAAUAUCCACGGAGCGUCGAUUCGGUUUCACUGCUGCUUCCAGAGUGCUUUUUCACAAGAGACACCAUACUUGCUAGUGGAAUAUCCGACGGGUAUAACUGCACGCACGACGUGCUAUGAACGAUACUGCUCUCCGCCUUCACUUAACCAAUGCAUUCUGCCCUAGACUCCACGCCGUACGCAGGCUCUUCUAGUCGUCAUAGUUCCUCGAUGUCGAUGAGCGGUACGCCGAGGGAGUUCGACGUGAACGUUGAAGUGUAUGUCUCUAAGGCUGCCACUAUUUACCGCAAGCUCAACCCUCCUAUCCCGCGGAAGAAGUCUGAGAAGCGCGACUCGCUGAGGAAUAUGCCGAGCUCUAGCGACCUUGGACAGAGGAAAGUCAAAGAGAAGUCCAGUUGGCUUAGUCUAGCGCGUGGAGCAGGUGGUGCAGACCACUGGCGGUCCGCAAAGUGCACCUUGGAAGAGCAGGACGAGGGAUGCUUUCUCAAUAUCUAUAUUGAGAACACGGCGUUAUAUGCUCAAGUCUAUGUACAUGUUCUGCACCAUACCGACAUCCGCCACAUACACCGCUCCCUCUUUGAUCGCAAAGACUGUCUAGGCCUAUUUCCAAGCGCCAACCGUCAGAUAUCUAUCAGUCCCACGCCCACUCCAGAGCCUCUCUAUUUACAAUUUUCCGACACAGAUACGCUAAAUUUGUGGUUAGUAUUACUUCGGGCGUACGCAAUGCCUGAGGUGUACGGACGAUGGAUUAACAUACAAGAGGGCGGGUUGUACCGUAUGUGGAGGCAGGUCGACCUCACCUGCAUACAAGCACGCAAUCUUGGGGCCGUCCGCUCUGCGGAUGACUCCUCCCAGCCUGAGCAAGAAGAAACAUCGGACAUGGAUGUUUACUGUUCACUUUGGGUAAACGGCAUGCUGUCGGGCAAGACAACAGUCCGGAAAGGCCUUGGCUGCCCAGAUUGGCACGAAGGCUUCACUUUCAGCGAUCUGCCACCAUUUGA